CACUUCUUGUCGCGUUACUGAGGUAACAUGAUUGUCCACGUGAGCUUCUCUCAGCUGGGUGCUGCAUAGCGCGAGUGAAUGAAGAAAGGAUGGGCAGAAAAUGGAAUCCUUGGGAAAAUGGAAGAAAGAUUCUAUAUCACGUACGUUGGAUAAGAAGUUGAGUCUUAUGAAGAACAGCAGGACAGGAAUGAUUGCAAAGCGUCUUCAAGGCACUUUCAAGUUUCACGGUUAUUUACGGUCGGUGUUUCCUUCAGAAUGUUCCGCGGCCCUGUGGUGACAUGGAAGACCAUGAACAGACGCAGUUAAAGAAAGGCUCCUGUCCAGCCCUGAUUAUGAGGAGGAACGAGCAGCUGGAAGCGCGGCGGGUUGCCAUGGCGCUGACCCCACAGCGGGUUGCCAUGGCGCUGACCCCGCAGCUGCCCCCUCGCACCCACCGGCCCCUCUGCCUGUCCAUCUCCUCCGACAGUAGCGGGCGCUUUAAAGCCCUGGAGACACCGGAGUGGAAGAACAACCUCAAAGCACAGAUGGAGCAGGCCCACAGUGCGGGGGCAGCCAGCAGCACUGGGUCCCUGGAGCGGGCCUCCCUCUUCUGCGCCUCCGUCUCCUCCACCCCGGCCUCCAGCUCCGGCCUGCCCAGCCCGGGGAGCAAGUCCUCCGGCCGCUUCGGCCUGUUCUCGCCCCCCUGGAACAGCAGCUCCGAGUCCGACUCCAACCCGCCCUCCCGCUCCGGCUCCAAGAAGCUCCGCAAGUACCCCCACCGGGGCGCGGCCGGGGGCGGGGUCCCGGCCAAGGGGGACGAGCCCGGCGAGCCCAAACAGGGCCCCCCCGCCGAGCACUUCCACUUCGCCGAGCCGGUCAUCUCCAAGGUGACGGACUACAUCUACGUGGGCAACCUGAACGCGGCCUACAGCGGCCACACGCUGUGCCGCAACAACAUCGACAGCAUCGUGGACAUGAGCAGCCUGCCCGGCGAGACCAGCCUGUGCCUGAUCCCCUGCACCUGCUCCCGCGGCGCGCGCCACACCUGGUCCCGCCUGAAGGUGCACCUGGGCGACCUGUCGGACCUGUCCCACCCGGGCCCGCGCUGCUUCCAGGACAUCAACGAGUGCAUCGACGCGUCGGCGGGCAAGCGCAAGCGCGUGCUGGUGCACUGCCGGGACGGCUUCUCGCUGGCGCCCACCUGCGUCAUCCAGUACCUGAUGGUGAAGCAGAACAUGAGGCUCCUGGCCGCCUACGAGCUCCUGAGGUCCCGCUACCCGCUCAACAUCCGCGAGUGCCACCAGGACGUGCUGGUGAGCCUGGAGCGGGCGCUGAGGCCCGGGGGGGACGUGGACCCCGAGUGCUUCAAGGUGGCCAUCUCCCGCCGGGUGGCCUGGACCUAAACCUGCCCCCCUCUCACCCCUCACCCCCCCUAAUGUUCACCUGCUGG
Conger conger (European conger) is the source of this 1429-nucleotide messenger RNA. RefSeq lists its product as uncharacterized. The transcript has 6 exons. Bases 279 to 1382 code for a protein of 367 amino acids. The record is from RefSeq and is a predicted model, not a curated record. Lineage: Eukaryota; Metazoa; Chordata; Actinopteri; Anguilliformes; Congridae. Gene Ontology annotation, molecular function: protein tyrosine/threonine phosphatase activity; MAP kinase tyrosine/serine/threonine phosphatase activity. Gene Ontology annotation, biological process: negative regulation of MAPK cascade; protein dephosphorylation. Gene Ontology annotation, cellular component: cytoplasm.